AUGCCCGUGGAUUAUCAGAGAUACACAUCUGGAGGUAAAGGUAAUUUUGGUAUGUUUAUUGAGAGAGAACCAAAGAUUUGUGCGGCAGGUUUACCCACAGCUCAACCUGACGACUUUGUAAAGGACAGUUUGCAACAUUAUUUAUUGAAAGACGAAGUCGAUGCUCUAAUGAGCGAUGCUAUACUGCCUCCAAAGAAACCCAGAUCACUGCCACCUCUACGUCAUCCAAUACCACUUGACAAACGUUUUGCCGGUCCAUUUGGACAAGUCGCAGAACUUAUAAAUCCACCAAUUAAAACAAAAUUUGAGACUUUGGUAGCUGAACUCAAGGAUACUCCUUACUCGUCAUAUUGGAAAAAACCUCUUGGUGAAACAUGUGAUCAAGUCCCAAUGCUGCCUGAAGGUUUUGAUAUUUUAGGAACUACUUUUGGAAAAACAACUGAAUUUCAUGGUAAUUUAUAUGAUAUAGUAAUGCCUAAAGAGCCAAUAACUGAUAAAACUCCUAUACCAAAGCAACCCGGCAUUCAAAUCGUGCGUAAUUAUUGCAGCCCUCCUUUUAAUCCAAAUUUGACAUUUGGACACAGAACAUUUGUUGAUAAACGUGGUUCUUACGCUAAAUGUUGCGUAACAGAUGAUAGAAUUUUGCUUGGGAAUAGUCAACGGACUAUAUUAAAUAGUAUCCAAUCGGACAUACAAGAAGCCAAUCAAUCCAGAAUAGGAACUGUUUUAGCUCCUAAUGAAAAUAUUAAUAAUGUUCCAAGAGCUUAUGCUUUUGGAAAAAUGAAAGCUCCAGAUAAUUUACUGGAGUGCUUAACCUUUUGUAGUAUAAAUCCAGACCGAGAUUUUUUUAGAAAAUGCUUGGCUCAUCUCAAUUCUCUUCGAAAAUGUUUAUCAGUUCGUUUUCUUCCUACGUUUUUUCGUGGAUUUUAUUUGAAUAUAAAAUUUUAUGAUAAGAAAAAGUCAGGUUGGGUUCUAAAAGGCACUGUGUAUAACGAAUGCGCGUCAAAACUUAUAAGGUUUGAUCCCACUUUAAUUGAGCCGUUACUAUCUAUGUGGAAAGCUUUUGAUGGAACAUGUAUUGAAUAUAAAACAUUUGUUGAUGUUAUUAAUUACAAAAAACCUUUACCAAAUCUUCCUAAAAUAUUAGAUUUACCAUUGGAUUGUCUUGACUUUCGUACAACUUAUACAGAUAUGGUGAGACCUGGACAAGAGGAGAAUAAAUUGCCAAUGGCAGGACUACCUUCAGGUCGAUACUUUGACUUAGAUUAUCCUAUAACACCAGAAAGGUAUUGUAAAGCUGAUCGAACGUGCUUACCUCACGAAUCUGACAUGAAAGCUGGUCUUUGUCCUAGUAUUUUAACAUUAUUACAUGUUAAUCAUAGGGAUAUGUAUGCCAGACGUGACCCAGAUACAAUAAAAAAAGUUUUUGAAGCGACGGGAGAAUCUUUAAGUGAGGAAAAAUUUAAUUCAGUUUGGGAGGAAGCUAAAAAAUACCAUUCACAAGAGUGGGUUUGUUUUGAAACAUUUCGAAAAGCUUUAGAAUUGUACUCAAAAAAUAAUGAGGAAAAUAAAAAUAUA
This is a messenger RNA of Brenthis ino (lesser marbled fritillary), 1578 nucleotides long. The record is from the annotation of a GenBank genome assembly. Lineage: Eukaryota; Metazoa; Arthropoda; Insecta; Lepidoptera; Nymphalidae.